AUGCCUGAAGAACAAGUAAUUUUAAAUAUAUAUAGAUUAGAUUUACAAGGUAUUUGGAAAAAAGCAGGAAUUUAUCAUACUGGAGUUGAAGUUUAUGGAAGAGAAUUUAUGUUUGGUGGUCAUUCAGAAAAUAAGACUGGAAUAACAAGUGUAAAACCAAAGCAUGCAUGCGAAUAUAAUAAUAUAUUUAUCUUUAAGAAAUGUAUAAGUAUGGGAACAACAAAAUAUGAUAAAAAAACAAUUUAUAGAGUAAUUGACCAAUUGGGAAAGCAAUUCAGUGGUGUGAAUUAUCAUUUGUUAAAAAAAAAUUGUAAUAAUUUUUCUGAUGAAUUUUGUAAAAGAAUUAUUGGUAAGGGAAUUCCAAAAAAGUAUAAUCGUAUAGCUAGAAUUAUAAAUGCUAUUCCAUUAUUUUAUAACUUUUUUUCUGAACAAAGAUUUACUUUUCGUAAUACUGAUAUUUCAAUAGAUAAUAUUAGUAAUAAACUAAAUGUUCAGAAGAAUGAGAAAACUACAUGUUCUAUAAUAAAAAAUCAAACAAAGUCUGAUGAAAAUUCUGUAACAAAACUAUUACGUAAAAAAAAUGAUAAGGCAGGGGUUCUUUUGAAAUGUAAAAAAAGUAAAUUUCAAAAAAAUAAACGAAGACUAUUAGUAAAAUUACAAAGUAAUGUCUCAAGAAGUAAAAUUUUUAAAAAAGAAAAAUAUGAACGACUUAUAAAUUAUUUUAAAAAAACUGUAAACUGUAUUGAAAAUAAUUUAUAUUAA
This is a messenger RNA of Strongyloides ratti, 762 nucleotides long. Its product is annotated as Desumoylating isopeptidase 2. Lineage: Eukaryota; Metazoa; Nematoda; Chromadorea; Rhabditida; Strongyloididae. The record is from RefSeq and is a predicted model, not a curated record. Gene Ontology annotation, biological process: protein deubiquitination. Bases 1 to 762 code for a protein of 253 amino acids. Gene Ontology annotation, molecular function: deubiquitinase activity. The transcript has 2 exons.